AUGGGCUGCUUCUACUGCUGCGGAAGCAACGACGAAAGGAGGCGGCGGUCACGCCGGUCCUCCGACCGGAAGGAGAAGAAUCCCCUCGCUUUCCUCGUCAACAGCAUCUCCUUCAAAUCCGGUACUCGAUGGAUAAUUAUUUAUAUGAUUGUCAUUUUUUCCGAUAGCCUUAUAUUCAUAAAAUUUUAGUAAUUAAGCUUCUGGCAUCAGAAGUUGAGCUCAGGGGAGACGAUCGGGUCUUCUUCGAUCUCGGAAGGGGGAGGGUGGGGGACCGAAAAUGGAUAAACGACCAUAGUUGGGAUAAGGAGUGCAGUUCUCCUCCAUUUCCGGCUCUGACGACGCAGCUUCUUCCGCCCAGAUGGAACCAAGAACAGGUUCAUGGCGGAGGAGAUUCUGAAGAUCGGCAACGGGAACAUUGCCGCCCGGGUCUUCACGUUCCACGAGCUGGCGGUGGCGACGAACAACUUCCGGCCGGAAUGCCUCCUCGGCGAAGGCGGGUUCGGGAGGGUCUACAAAGGAUAUCUCGAGAGCACGAAGCAGGUGAAGAUUCCCUCCGUCCGUCCUUGAAAGAAUCCGGUAUUUUGAGGUCGCCUGCAACCGGGUUCUCCUCUCCUGUGCAGUUCGUGGCCGUCAAGCAGCUGGACCGCAAUGGUCUGCAGGGAAACAGAGAGUUCCUGGUGGAGGUGCUCAUGCUCAGCCUGCUUCACCACCCGAAUCUGGUUAAUCUGCUAGGAUACUGCGCCGAUGGCGAGCAGAGGAUCCUUGUUUACGAGUACAUGCCGCUGGGAUCUCUGGAAGAUCAUCUCCUCGGUACCACUCCUCACCUACCAGAUUCUCCUCUCUCUCUCUCUCUCUCUCUCUCUCUCUCUAUCUAUGUAUCUUUGUUUCUUUCUGUGUAUCUGUGUGACUAUUGUCACGAGAGAAUGGGCUCUUACUUAUGCUGUGUUCUGUGGAAGAUCUGCCACCGAACAGGAAGGCGCUGGACUGGAACACCAGGAUGAAGAUAGCCGAGGGGGCCGCGAAGGGGCUGGAGUACCUGCACGAGACGGCGAGCCCGCCGGUGAUCUACCGCGACUUCAAGGCUUCCAACAUCCUCCUGGACGGGGACUUCAACCCCAAGCUCUCCGACUUCGGGCUGGCCAAGCUCGGCCCCGUCGGCGACAAGAGCCACGUCUCCACCCGCGUCAUGGGCACCUACGGCUACUGUGCCCCCGAGUACGCCAUGACCGGACAGCUCACCAAGAUGUCCGACGUCUACAGCUUCGGCGUCGUCUUCCUUGAGAUCAUCACCGGCCGCCGAGCCAUCGACACCGCCAAACCCACCUCCGAACAGCACCUCGUCCACUGGGUAAGCCUCUCUCUCUCUCUCUCUGUGUCUCUCUCUGCCUGCGCUCCGUGAAUGAUGGUUUGAGAUGGAGUGUUCAGGCGGAGCCACUGUUCAAGGACAAGAAGAAGUUUGUGCAGAUGGCGGACCCGCUUCUGGAGGGGAGGUUCCCACUGAAGAGCCUCUACCAGGCGCUGGCGGUGGCGGCGAUGUGCCUACAGGAGGAAGCCGGCACCCGCCCGAUGAUCAGCGACGUCGUCACCGCCCUCGAGUACCUCUCCGUCCCCAGAAGCGAUCCCGACGUCGGCGCGGCCACCGGCGAACCCGCUCCGGCAAGGCUGCUAUCCUCCCCCCGGGAAGAAGAUGAUCAAGAGGAUAAAGAAGAAGAAGAAGAAGAAGACGGAGGAGAGGGGACCGCUAAUGGCAGCGACCUCUUCAGAUCCCGUCCAGGCGGAGAUGGCGUGGCCAGUCGCUCCUGGAGGAGAAGCGGGAGGGUAGUCUACGCGAGAUGCUGA
Messenger RNA from Spirodela intermedia, 1839 nucleotides. The record is from the annotation of a GenBank genome assembly. NCBI's taxonomy places the organism in Eukaryota, Viridiplantae, Streptophyta, Magnoliopsida, Alismatales, Araceae.